This is a messenger RNA of Funneliformis mosseae, 522 nucleotides long. Lineage: Eukaryota; Fungi; Glomeromycota; Glomeromycetes; Glomerales; Glomeraceae. The record is from the annotation of a GenBank genome assembly.
AUGCCUCAAAAACGCGCCAAUAAAGAACAGAGACUUCACAAAACUUUUAACCCUGUCUUCACUAAUGCAAGUACUUUCUAUUAUUCUCAAAAGAUACCAGAGAUUACAACUUCUAUUCAAGAUAUUUUGAAUCCUUUUUCCUCUCCACAAAUAUCUGAAAUUCAAGAGAAGCUUAAUUUUUAUCGUCAAAAAGCUAUGGAGAUUACAGAUUUCAAAUUGAUUGAACAACAAGUUUUUGAAUAUAUUGCACAAAUGACUAAAAAAACAUCUGGUGAAUAUAAAGCAAAUUCAAUAAAACAAGCUGUUGAUGCUAUUAAUCAUCAUUUGGUAAAAGUUUCUCCAAUACGUGAAAUUAAUUCACAUGAUAAAUAUGAGUUUUCAGAUUUAUUUACUGUUUUAUAUGGCAAAAUGAAAGAUUUGCAAGAAAAAGGAUUUGGUGAAAAAGAGGGAUCAAUAGUGUUGACUGUACAGCAAAUUCAAGAAAUUCUUGCUGAUGACUUUUUUAAUCCUAACAUCCUGAAG